GAUACACACUCAGCUCUCACUCUCUCUCUCUCUAAAAAAGCACAACUCUCUCUCUCUCUCUCACACUCAUACAUAUAUAAUGGAAGUGCCGGAGAUAUAUAUGGGAGGCUACUUUGGCGGCGCCGGAGGAGCUGGCCAGUACUCGCCGGAGAAGCAGAGGACUACCGAGAACUUCACCGUCGACGACCUUUUGGACUUUUCGAACGAAGACGCUGUCAUGGCCGACGGUUUCUUAGACAAUGUGACCGCCAAUUCCACCGACUCCUCCACCGUUACCGCCGUCGACAGCUGCAAUUCCGGCUCCGGACCUCUUUUCUCCGCCUGCAUUGGCUCCCGCAGCUUCGCUGACUCUCAGUUCUCCGGCGAACUCUGCGUUCCGUACGACGACUUGGCUGAGCUGGAAUGGCUAUCAAAUUUUGUGGAGGACUCGUUCUCGGCCCAACAAGACUUUCAGGCCUUGCAAUAUCUCAAUGGGCCCACCACCACCACAACCACAGCCACAACCGUUUCAAAAACGCAAGCCUCCGAAUCGUCAUCCUCAUCCGAAACGCUUCUCCCAUCACGAAACGCACCGUUUUUCAAGCCCGAAACGCCUCUCCCAGGCAAGGCACGUAGCAAGCGCUCACGCGCCGCUCCCUGCGACUGGUCCACGCGCCUCCUCCACCUCGCAACAACUCCAGAAGACCAAAAACAACAGCAACAGCAACCGAUACUGACGACGAAAACGACGACGUCGAAGAAAAAAGAGUCCAUUAUCAUGGACUCUACCACUUCCUCCUCCUCCUCUUCUUCGGGGAGGAAGUGUCUCCACUGUGGCUCCGAAAAGACGCCGCAGUGGAGGACUGGGCCUAUGGGCCCAAAGACGCUUUGCAACGCUUGCGGAGUUCGGUUCAAGUCGGGUCGGCUCGUGCCAGAGUACCGACCCGCUGCGAGCCCGACUUUUGUGUCCGCGAAGCAUUCUAAUUCGCACAGGAAGGUUUUGGAGCUGAGGCGGCAGAAGGAGAUGCAAAGAGCUCAGCAUCAACAGUUUCUUAGUCAAGCUUCGAUUUUCGGUGUAGCUAACGGUGGCGGUGGUGGCGGUGAUGAGUACUUGAUUCAUCACCACCAUCAUCAUCAACGUAGUGGGCCUGACUUUCGGCAUUUGCUUUAGUCGGUGCUAGUGUUGACUUGUUUUUUUUUUUUCUUUUUCUUUUUUUACUUGUGCUAAUUUUUGUUACUUUUGAAUUUGUAGGCUCUUUUAAUUCUAUUUUUUUGGUUAAGCAAAGAAAGAAAAAAAAUUAAGGGAAAAUGAGGUUGUUUUUGUUUUUGUUAUUAGACUCAAAAAUGUACUUUUGAUUUGGCUUAAUUGGCCAAAUUUGGCAAAUUUAGAAUCAAGCAAUUUUUCUCUAAGAGAUGUUUGCUUUGUUGGAACUUAUAUUUUGGGAGCUUAAU
Messenger RNA from Quercus lobata, 1431 nucleotides. Its product is annotated as GATA transcription factor 9-like. Gene Ontology annotation, cellular component: nucleus. Bases 80 to 1150 code for a protein of 356 amino acids. Gene Ontology annotation, molecular function: zinc ion binding; sequence-specific DNA binding. The record is from RefSeq and is a predicted model, not a curated record. The transcript is spliced from 2 exons. Gene Ontology annotation, biological process: positive regulation of DNA-templated transcription; cell differentiation. Lineage: Eukaryota; Viridiplantae; Streptophyta; Magnoliopsida; Fagales; Fagaceae.